This is a messenger RNA of Paramecium primaurelia, 1388 nucleotides long. NCBI's taxonomy places the organism in Eukaryota, Ciliophora, Oligohymenophorea, Peniculida, Parameciidae. The record is from the annotation of a GenBank genome assembly.
AUGUCCGAAUAGUAGGUAGGUUAAGUAUGAAUAUAUUUAAAUUCAUUAGGAAUAAUUGGAUGUAACAGCUAUGAUGGAAGAUUUGUAUGAAAAACUAAUUUUAUUGAAUUAUGAAUAAAGUUAUAUAAAACAAAAGUAAGAUUACAAAUUUGAAUAAUUAGAGGUGGAAAACCAUUGAAUAGAGCAUACUUUGUCAAUCAAACUAAUUCAAGUGAAUAAUUCAGUUAAUUUAAAACGUAUAGUAUGUUAAUUCUAAUUAGAUUGGCCAAAUGGUUGUUUUCUUAGAAUGAUGUACAAACUACUGAUUUUAAUAAAUUAGAUGAUCCUGUAACAUUAUCUUAAAAUAUAUGUAUAUUCUUAUUAUAUAGAAAUAGUAAAUGAAGUCAAAAAUAUUGGAAUCGAUGUAGAUUUUCCACCUCUUAAAUUAAAAUAAGGUUUUGGAGAAUAUGUUGUUUAUGUCUUAUAGCAAUUAGCUAGCAAAGCUUUAUAAAAAAAGAAGUUUUAAUUUAAAAAAGUCAGAAUUGAAUAACAAUCAUAGACGUAAGUGUAUAUAUGUUAACUAAAAGUAGAUAAGAAGAAGAGCCUGUUUAAGAAACUGGAAGUGUUUCAUCAGAUUCUGAUCCUGAAGUGGCAUCAGAUGAAGAACCAGAAGAUGUUUUUAAUGAAUAGGGAUUUUAAAAAGAGUAAUUAAGCUAUUAAUACGAAGUGAAGAGAGGAUGGUGAUAGAAUCUAAUGUAAAUCCAUAAGAAUGGGCCAAGGAAGUUGAGAGAGCUUCAUAAAAGAUGAAGAUAGUAAUAAAACCUAAUGCUGGAGAAUGGAGAUAACAUUUUGAUGCUACUAAAUAAUAUUCAUCAUAAGUUAAAGCAAUUUUACCAGAAGCUAGAAUUAAAUUAGAAAGGUUGACUGAUGAAUUAUCUGAAAUUUUAGAUAGAAUUAGUAAAAGAGAAUAUAAUAUAAAUGAAAAUAUGCAUGAUAUGGUAUAUAUUGAAAUUAAAUAUAAAAGGGAAGUGAAUACAAAAAGAAAAAUGAAGAAGUUAAAAGGAUUGAAUUAUAAUGCAAGAAUUAUACAAAUGCAAUCAAAGAAAUGGGUGAUUAAUACAAAUAAAUAUCAGAAAAGUAUGAAACUGUACAAAAUAAAUUAAAUGAACAUGGUAAUAUUUCUACUGAUUAAUCUCCUGUUAUUAGAAUUAAGGCUGCUUUAACUAAAAUUAGAGUAAUACUUAAUUUAAAUUUAUUUUUAGUUAGAAAUUAAAUAAAUGGAUCUCAGAAUUGGAGUAUUAUCACAUAAUAUUCUAUAAAGAACAUAUAAUGAAUCUAAAGCAAUGUAAGAAAGAGAUUUUAAUGAAAAUGGACUUAUAUUAAAUGAUUCAGACGAGUUAACAGAUUGA